UUUGAGAAUCCCAUAAUUUUCCCAUUAUAUUCAGGCAGCCAAUAAGAAAAAAUUUGAGCCUAUCACAUCACUUCAUCUCUUGACAAAUUAGUCAAAUAUCUCCAACGGUAAAUUAAACUUUACUCUCUUUUCUCUCUCUGCCUUACAUUAUUGUCAUCCACUUGUAGAAAAAUUCUCCACUAGAAGAAGAAGAAGAAUCCGAUUCUCAUUCUCUCCUAUCAUCCAUCUUCUCCUUCAAUUUUACCCAACAUGGAAGCCCUAAUUCACCACUUCACUCUCCUCUCCGAUCAAGCCCUUGUCGACAAAACAUUCGACCCUUCCACAAUCGAAGACCUCAUGCGUCUCUUCGAAGUGGAUUCCUACAAGGCCUGGGCAGCUCUCGAAUCCGAGCAGCAACAGGAGCUCGAAUCUGCUGAAGAAUCUCUCCGUGAAGCCGAACUCGAACUCGAUCGGGAUAUGGAGUGGGGAAUGGAGGAAUACAGGAGGACGUUGGAGGAGAUGGAGAGGAUGGAGGCGGCGGAGCUGAAAGAGCUUGAGGAGAAGGCGGAGAUUGCUCGGAGAUCGGGGAAUUUACUGGAGAAAGCCGCAACAAUCGCCGCGAAACGGCAUAUUGCGGCGGCGAUGGGAUCAGCCGCCGCGUCGAUGAGAUCUGCUUGGAAGACUGCAUCUGGGAGUAAAGUUCAUCCUUCUUGAUCGGAUUCUCGAGCCUCAAGUCACGAAUCAGUGUUUAACGAUGAUGAAUGUGAUAAAAAGAUGACAUUACAUGACGAUGAAUAAUCAAAGCAUUGUCCAUGUAGGGGUUUAUUAAUUAGGUGUUGUGUUAUGUUGAUGGUGGAGUAUAAUAGUAUUUUAUUAAAUAAUUAGUUCCUUGAAUAAACUUAUCCGAAGGAAUUACAGUCGAAGGUUUAUGAAAUUAAUAGAUAGUUUUUGUAGUUAAAAAAACUUCUUGUAAUUUGUAACCAGAAUGUUUAUGAAGUUAUUAAAAAAAAAAAGCCAUAAAAUGUGCUAGGUCAUGGGCUUGGAUUUGAUGGUAGAGUUAGAUUUGUCCUGCACAUGGUUUAUGUUUCCGAC
Molecule: messenger RNA, 1071 nt
Organism: Thlaspi arvense
Lineage: Eukaryota; Viridiplantae; Streptophyta; Magnoliopsida; Brassicales; Brassicaceae
Source: the annotation of a GenBank genome assembly